Leptopilina heterotoma is the source of this 989-nucleotide messenger RNA. RefSeq names its product pupal cuticle protein-like. The transcript is spliced from 3 exons. Bases 181 to 636 code for a protein of 151 amino acids. Lineage: Eukaryota; Metazoa; Arthropoda; Insecta; Hymenoptera; Figitidae. The record is from RefSeq and is a predicted model, not a curated record.
UUGUCGAGAACCUCUAUAAAUUGACGGAUCCUUGAAUGCAACAGUCAUGUGGACUUUGUAUCUUCGUUACUAUCGAUCACUGAUUAAUCAGUGUUAAAAUAAACAAGAGGAGAAAAAUAGAGAGAGAAAGAGUUAGAAAGAGUAAUUAAAAAAAAAGUCCCGAUUCAACAAGGAUUCAACAUGUUUUUAUUAUUACUUUUGGCCUCAGCCUCCAUGGUUUUUGGAGCGCCACAAUGGUACGGUGGUGGACCAGUUGGCUAUGGUCACAAUCCAGCACCAUUGGGACCGGACGGUAGAGUCGUCGAUACACCGGAAGUAGCUCACUUAAAAUCCGCUCAUUUAUCAGCUUUAGCUGAGGCGGCAGCUCGUGCUCCAUCAGGUCCCUCGGGACCUUAUGGCGGUCACUCUGCCUAUCCCUCUGGAAACUACGUUUCCCAUUACAGUGGACCACCAGCACCAUUGGGACAUGAUGGACGAGUAGUUGACACGCCGGAAGUUCAAGCGGCGAAAGCCCAUCAUUUUGCACUUUAUAGUGCUGAAGCGCAAAAGGCAGCAGCCGCCGGACCCGCUGGACCAGGAGGCUGGAAUCCAGCAUGGAAUGGUGGCGACUGGAAUGGACACUAUGGACAAUAUUAAAAAAAUAGGAAUAAAAAAACGAAAACUUAAUUUCGACCUGGAAAUAUAUUUUUUAUACAAUACAAUGAAGGAAGAUAGAAUUCUUUCACAUUUUUUUUAUAAUAAUUUAUCGUUAAAAACUACCUCGUUGGAAAGACUCGAAGAAAAAGAUUGACUAUAAAAAUCGUCUUGGGAAAUUAAAAAAAAAUUUUUUUUUCUUUUUUUAUGAUUGAAAUUCUAUUUUAAGCGGAAAGGCGAUGAUUUUUCUAUUUUUCAAAGGCUGAUGAUUAGACGAUUGCUAUAGUAAUAAUAAUAAUAUAAAUAAUAUUGAUAAUGAUAAUAAUAAUGAAUAAAAGAAAUCCAAUUUUCUCGUA